AUGACAAAGACAAAAGUUGAGGCCAAUCCUGCGUCUUAUGCACGCUCAUCCCAUCACGGACGGGACGGGCAAGAAAAAGACUGUGGAGACGGGAGCAGCCACCCGCAGUCAAGACAAAUCCUGGCGAAUGUGCAACAGAUUAGUUCAAAAGAACCUCAAGCGAGCGCUUUCUCCAAAACCAACCCUGGACCAUCGCAGAGCAAAUCUAAAGAGGCUCAUUCAAAGGAAUCCAAGCGCGGCUCGUCUGGCACGCCAAACAUGCACCGCGCACAAAAAGAUGGGCACAAGGAGAUGAAACCAGAGCCUAGAAAACGCCCAGAAAAACCCAAUCAGUCACCAUGCCGAUUGAAUCGCAGUAGUGAAUCGUCUGGGAUAAGAAAACUAUCGGAUGCAAGCAUCACAUCCGAUGAUUUGAGUAAAGACUCCGGCUGUGCUACAGGGAAACCGUCUUCCACGGACAGCAGCUCUGAGAUCUCGGACGCAUCGGACGAGCACAAGCAUUCCACUAAUGCCCAAUUUGGUGAGCCAGAGUCCAGUCACAGGGGAGCCGACGAAGAGAGGAUGGGCGAUUCAACUGAGCAAAUAUCCGAUCGUAGAGAUGAAGAUGGUGUGAUCGGUGCCACGUUGUCCCCCGGGCUUGGCUUUGGAGAGGGAAGCAUCUCUCCUGGAGACCAGAGGUCAUACGCGUCCUUUGACAGUCGCGUGAACAUCAGCGCGUUUGCAGACUUUUCUGAUGGGAUGCACGAGGAUCUGUUGAGAGAGAUUGACGACUUAAGAUCGGAAAAUGAAUAUUUAAAGGAUGAGAUGGUAGAGCUCCGCUCAGAGAUGCUGGAGAUGAGGGACGUGUACAUGGAGGAGGAUGCGUACCAGCUGCAGGAACUCAGGCAGCAGCUGGAACAAGCCAACAAGGCCUGCCGCAUCCUUCAGUACCGCCUCAGGAAAGCAGAGAGACGCAGCCUUCGAGUAGCCCAGACAGGGCAGGUGGAUGGGGAGCUUAUCAGGACGCUAGAACAUGAUAUUAGGGUGGCAAAAAGUGUCUCCCUUCGUCUGCACAGUGAGCUAGAGAGCAUUCAAAAGAAAAAUUCUCGACUGGAGUGGGAAAAUGAGGAGCUGCGUGAACGGCUACAGGAUUUGGAGGUGGCCAAACAGGUCCUGCAGGCAGAGAUGGAUAAAUCACGUGAGAAUUCUUUAAAGAGGAGAAGUUUGAGAUCAACUUCCAGCAAAAGCGAAAAGAAGUUCUCUCCACAGGAUGACAGUGCUGAUUUGAAAUGCCAGCUCCACUUUGCCAAAGAAGAGUCUGCGCUCAUGUGCAAGAAGCUGACCAAGAUGGCCAUGGAGAGUGAGACAAUUCGGGAGGAGCUUGCCAAAUAUCGUCUGCUAUAUGGUGAGGUGGAUGAAACCCAGGUUGCAGCAGGCACUAUCAACUCUUCCCACACCCGAGAAGCAGAGGUCAAGGUUCACUUACGUCUGGUUGAGGAAGAAGCCACACUGCUGAGUCGAAGAAUUGUGGAGCUAGAGGUGGAGAACCGUGGGCUGCGGGCAGAGAUGAGUGAACUACGAGAGAGAGGAGGAAACCUGGAGGAAGAAGAGUCCAUGAAGGGAGCAAGCGAAGGAUUAGGAGAGCAGUGGGAGAUUGAACUGCCGCUUAGAGGUGGACAUCUGGAGAAAGCAGAAGGUGUGGCUACACAAACUAAUAUUCAGGUGAAUCAAACCCAUUUAGAGGAAGGACAUUCACAGAACUCUUCUAUCAGCCACAUGCACAGAGAGAGGCCAGUAGAUAGGGACAGUGACCCAACAGUAGAGCAGAAGAUGUCCUCUCACAGUGGGGAGGAAGAAGUAAAAGCAAAGCCUGAAUGUACACUUGGCGUGAUGGACCUAGAGGGUCUACUGGCCAUACACGACCAGGCAAUGCUUGUUAGAUCAACCAUUCAGUUCCUGACAGGCCUGGCAAAAAAUGGCUUCUCACCUACAUUUACCCAUAAGACCACACCCGAUGCCCUCUACCUAAGCAAAACAGAGAUGGAUCCUCAGUGCAAGACAAAUCAUAGGCUUUUGAACCCCAUGUUGAGUCCCUUAACCAAUGGACUAGAGGUGCUACAGGCCCAGUGGCAUGCUCUUGUAGAAAAGUUGGAGGUACUGUCAAACUUCGCCUCAGAACGCCCUGAACCUGAUCUAGAAAAGACUUUAAACUGUGCAAUUGAGAAUCAAGCAAAACUGGAACGUCCAGGUGAAGGAAAUACUGUUCAUCCCAGAAUUCCUCUCAGUAAUGAAGGAUGUAAUCAGGAUAGCCUAGUGGUGCUCACUGUGCAACUCCAAUGUUUCCUUCAGCAGUGGCGGCAGGGAGAGAGACCCACAGGAGAUGGAAAGAACCUGUCUGAGAUGUACUGUCAGAAUGAUCCUUAUCUUCUAAUGGAUGCAGAGUCACAGGGAUGCAAGUACAACCCUCAAGAGGUGAGCAGUACCCUGCUUUCGGACCUGAGGGCAGCACUACAGGCUCUGUUCUCUGAACUUUAUGAGGAGCACAGGGCCGCCCAAUAUGUCAUUCGGCAGUUUGCAAACGGCAAAGCAGCGUGGGCUGUGGAAUGUGCAGAGCUGAAGAGCCUCAUAAGCAGGCUGGAAGGUCCAGCAGGGAAGGUAGGAGUUAAGGGUCCAUCAGACCUGAAUAUGGCUUUACAAAAAGACCAUAUCAAAAAGCUUCAGCAUCUGUUAGCAGAGUCCUACGCUGCAGUCAUGGACCUGACACGGCAACUGAAGAUCCGAGAGAACACCUGGAGUUCUGAGAGGCAGGAACUCAUAGAACACCUGAACCAUGUGAGAUUGCAGUGCAAAUGUUCCAAGACAGCUAAGCAAAAUGAAAAAGAGCAGAUGAUGGAAACAGAUGGAAAAAAGGAAAGAUUUCCCAAUAGAACAGCAGUCAAAACUGGCACAGAAAAAUCCAACAAAAACUGGAAGUACCUCAGUCGAGAGGCUGCCCUUGUGGACAGAGAAGACCCUUGUAAGACCUGGGACUGCCCUAUCAUGCCUCCCAGUUUCCCUGGUCUGAACCUAAACCACAAAUCAACUCAAAGAAGCCACACUGCACCAGAGAGGACCAGCAUUCGGAUAUAUUACAGCCCUCCAUCAUCAAAAAGGAUCCAGCUGGGCUCUGUGAUAGGAGACGAGAAGGAAGAAUGUGAGGAGAGCCAGGAACCACAUUUCAGUGCUGUUUUUUCUGGACUUGUAAAGCACGAUUGGGUCACAGCGUAUGAAAACUGGCUGGGCAGCCUUCCGUUUGACUGCCAAAGUUUAAUGGAGAGAGAUUCGAUGGCUGUCAUCAGCUCUACAUCCUCUUCUGUUAUUCAAACCUCUGUUGCAUCCCCAUCUCACUUGGCUUUAAAUAACUUGGAUGUCUCAGCCAACUUGAGUGAUGACAUGAAGGAAAUUACUGCAAGUGUGCUGCAAACUUCCCAAUCCAUGGAGGGUAAAAGAGUAAGAGAUUCUAUUAGCAGUGUGCUGCAUGUUAGUACAGGCACUCAAACUCACUCCCAGCCACAAGUUACCACAGUUGGGCUACAGACGGAAUGUCCAAAAAGUCUUUACACUACAAAGCACUGGUCACCCCGGGUGACCUCAUUUGUAUCCGCAAGAACACCACAGAUAUCAAAUUCUUUGGAAAGAGUACCUGGUCCAGCAGAGCGGCUUCAGCCAAUCACAACCUCUCCAAAAAUACAACGCAGACACUCUGCUUCCUCUCCUUUUCCCUCUAAGUCUUCCUCUUCCACUUCCCCCUCCUCUUCCUCUUUCACCACCUCCUCUUUGUCCUCAUCCUCCUCAUUGAGCUCCUCCUCCAGGCUGGAAUAUGGAACUAAGGAACGUGGUCCGUGGGGCCUGUCAUCACGUGGUUCCCCAGGUUCUGCCUUGGCUCGUUCCACAAGUAGCAGACCGAGCUCAGUAUCAGUGCAGGCCAGUGAUAAACCUUGCAGCCGGAAAAAUGUAGGGAUCCACAAGUACGGUCUGGUCCAGGAGUUUCUGCGCAAUGUGUGUGGUCGGGGAGAGAAGAUCAACGCUGAUGUAGAGAAAGCACCAACAGUGCGAAGAAAUCACAUGGGUCUGGUGGGUUCAAAGAAAUCAGAGCCCCCAUCUCGUAUACCAGCGGUGCCACUUGUCAGAAAUGACAGCAUCACCAAGAUUGUUAACCGGAGAUUUAUUAAACAAGGCCAAAAAGAAGAGGGAGUGUGCAGUCAUAGCCAGACCCAAACCCAGAGCCAAAUCAACAGGGGUUCAGUUAGCAAGAACAAGAUCCUGGAGGACGGAGCCUGUGACUGCAGUUCACGCUCCCUGACCUCCUGCUUUGCCCGACCUUCAAACAAAAACCAUCGGCAUGUUCACCGUCAGAGUAAGCCCCAUCCACAUGUAUGCCCCUCAGCUGGUGUGAAAGGGGAUCCUCUUGCACAAUAAGAGGCGGAGUCAUCAUAUGCACUGACACCAUGGCACAGCUGCCCACAUACAUAGGGACACUAAAGUAUACAUGGAAUCUUUGACCACAAAACUUUGCAAAAGCUCGGCAAAUUUUGUAGAGUUCUACACAGCCCAGUUCCUUGUCUGAUUGCUUAUUAAAUAUUGUUACUAAAUAUAUUGAAUUAUGUUACAAUAAGUCUCGCAAUUCCAUUUAACAUGUUUUCCAUGUACCAUUUAUUCCAUAGUAAGUCAGCAGAUUUAAUCCUAAAAUCUGCAAUAAAAUAUUACAAAAGAGCCCCACCAUUAAUGAUAUUAAUUGAUAAUUAAUUAUAUAAUACUAAUAUUAAUUGAAUUAAUAUAUUAAUGUAGAAUUUUGAUAAAUAAAAAAUAGGGCUUGUACAGAAUCAAUGGUGCUGUUAUUGUUUAGACAGUCUUUAGACCAUCCCUUCAGUCCGUUGAUAACACAAUGUGAUUUGUCAUAACUUUUAUUUUUAAUGACAUACUUGAAACACAUUUUUUAUUAUUAUUAUUAUUUGUACUUUAAUUUAGGAAACAAAAAAAAAUCAAGCAACAUUUCUUAUCUAAGAAAAAUAUUUCUGUGAUAUGAUAAUGUUUUAUGCAUAGCAGAAUGUGUAUAGGAAACUGAUUAUAUUUAGAUGCCUUAUAACUGUAACCUGUUUUUCAUAGCUAUCUUAAUGUAAACAUUUCUGUCAUGUAGAUGCAAACAACAGCAAGGGCCAAGCACCUUAAACAGAGAUUAAUAAAUUUUUGAAUUGUAAUUGUUUGAUUUGUAACACUUAGACAUGUCACCUCCAUAAUGAUGUUUCAGGCUUCA
This is a messenger RNA of Xyrauchen texanus (razorback sucker), 5272 nucleotides long. Its product is annotated as protein SOGA1-like. Lineage: Eukaryota; Metazoa; Chordata; Actinopteri; Cypriniformes; Catostomidae. Gene Ontology annotation, biological process: regulation of autophagy. The record is from RefSeq and is a predicted model, not a curated record.